Molecule: messenger RNA, 4053 nt
Organism: Trypanosoma cruzi
Lineage: Eukaryota; Euglenozoa; Kinetoplastea; Trypanosomatida; Trypanosomatidae
Exons: 1
Coding region: 1-4053 (1350 amino acids)
Molecular function (GO): protein binding
Source: RefSeq, a predicted model, not a curated record
AUGGAGUUGGACUCCAUCAGGAUGCAGCUGCGGGAGCUGCGCAGGUACUAUGAAGAUGAUACAAAGAGCGAUGACGACAUUAUCUACAGUGUUUACAAUUGGGUCAAAGAUGCCCAUGUAGUGGCACAGCUUCUGCUGUUGGAGGGCCGUUUUCCGGAGUUGCGCCGCUGCCUGGAUCUCUGUCGAUAUGUCCUACACGAGCAACAUGCGGAGGAGAAAAGUAGUAACUUUGGUGGUGGUGGUGGUGGUGGUGGUGGUAAGAGUCCACGUAAAGUCAUUUCUGGCGCCGUUGGGGAGGAUCGUUUGCUGAUGGACUCUCUCCUUGUGCGCACUUCACAGUUGCAGAAGCAGUACGAAGAGGCCCGCAAGAAGAUGAAGGGUCGCGACACGCAGUACUACAUGAAUAAACUUCUCCCCACCGAUAAAGAGGCGGUGGACUUUGACGGUACAAAAAACAAGACCGCGGCUGGGAAAAGGCGAGAGCCCUCUCCCCCGGAACGCGGCGUUUCGUUUGGUCGACGCACACGUCUUAAUCGAUGGAAAGUACCCCCCGUGUUGCCGCCACUUGUGACGGAAGCUCGACCAUUUUUUCGCCACGUCGUGGAUACGGGUCCCGAAGAGGUUUCAGAUGCUCGCUCAAGGCGCUUGUGGAUUCAAUCACGAAUGGAUGCAACGUCCACAUCGUCUUUUGUGGAAACUAGAACCGGCAGUGCGUACUCAGUGCCCUAUGAGGAUUCACUGAGAGACGGACCUUUCUCGGGAGCCUCCGAGACGACGGCGGUGCAGGAGCAGCCGGCAGACAUCGCACACAGCGAUAAAUCCACCCCGCCGCCGUCGCCGGUGUUGUCGGUUUCGGCAAUGAAAGCAUCCCUCCAGCAAAAGGUGUUGGGGCGAUCCAGACCAGCAUUGCCUGGAAGCUAUGUACGACCGCUUUCGGCGGGAAUAGCCACUUCUAUGCUGCCUUCUGGCGAUGUGGAGUAUCAUCUCGUGAAUAAUGUGGAUGCACAUGCCAUACGGGCAGCGGUUGCCAUUAAAUCGGCAUCCGAGGCUCAAGAACGUUCGGUUGCCGUUAUGCAAUCGCUUACAAAUUCAGCGCGUCUCUUACUUCAAAAAGAACAGGAGAAAAAGGAACAACAACAAGAUGAAGUGACGCUGAUAAAACCCAUGAACGGCGUUGGUAUCUGUAGAAAGGGAAGCGAACAGAGGGGAAAUAACGACAACUUCUCAGAGUGUGCGCAUCGUGGGGCCCUAUCUUGUAGUUCCUUCUCUGCCGUCGGCAAAAUGGGCAGGGGGACGGUCUCGUCGAGGCGACUUCGAGGAGCCGUUUUAUCGCCCUUGACUUCACCUGCAACAUCCGGGUGUUCGGGGAUGCGGAGUAAUGACUUGAAUGUCUCGGAGAUGACGAAUACGUCGCUGAACGUCGUAGCAGAAACCCCAGAGGAGAGUAAAAGUGCGUGUUUUUUGUCUCCUAAGAAGGAAUCGUUUUGCCUGGGCGAUUUGCAUCCACAAAUCUCGCAAGAUGCAAAAAGACAGCUGGAAGAAAUAUACGAAAACUACAGGGAAAAAAAUGACGAACUGUUGGCAUCCAUGCGGGCAAUGUGUCGCAAGGUGAAGGAUCACGGUAACCUCUUCAAGCCCCACGAGCAGGUUGUGCUGGUGGAAGACACGGCUGUGUGGAAGGCUCGGCGACGGCAACCUGCGACUGUUUUAGACCGGUCUGUGACUGCUGGUUCCUCAAUAUCCGAGUUGGGUCUUUCAACCAUCCACACACUGGACUCCAAAGGCACUUCAAACACCAGUGGUGGCAUUGCAGCCGAUUUACUAACCGCACCCCUGGCCGUCAGAAAUACAACACCAUCCGGGGGAAGAAUGAUGGGUUGUGGCGUUGCGCCAUCAACGGAGGGUAGUUCAAAACUAAAUGAGUGGGAACACGUCCAUGGGAAUAUGCAGGAAUGGGAAAAUGCAGACCGCAGGCCGAAGGAAACAUGUACGGCGACACGCGAUGGUUGGGUUGUGGAAGAAUCUGUUUCCCGUGGUCCUGGCUACACGGGGUUUGGCGAGGCGUCCCCAAUAACUACCUGCUCAUCGACAAAAUGCGUUUCUCCGUUGUUGUCACCGGCAGAAUUGCGGCUUGCACGAUUGAAGGCCUCAACACACGUGGCUUUUCCUGAUGUACACGAGGUGGUGGUUCGUCGGACCACUAAACUUGUAGAACAGGAGCGGCGUUUCAUGAAAGUUGGUAGCGUCAUAUCUCCGUCACAGGCCACGUCGUCUUGGUCGUCAUCGUCCUUAAAGCCCGUCAGGGGUGCGGUAAAUAGCUUUAAAGCGUCCCAUUUCUUGUCAAAAAAUAUGUCAACAAAGACGUCUGAAAAGGAUCUUGUUGCAGGGCAAGUGGAGACGAGUCUUGAACCCGCGUUGGACACGCGGUCUGGCGACAAGGAUGAGAGGGACAAAACCAUUCAGAAGCCUCUUCUCAUUGAGGAACCUUAUCGUUGGAUGAGCUUUGCGCUUAGUGACGCUGGAAAAGCGGAGAUGAAUCUUUCACUUAUUUUGGCAACGGUUCGAGUGCAGUGUGCUUUUCGAUGUUUUUUGGCCAGACGUGAGCGGCAACGUCGCGCUGCCACCUUGGAAGAACAUUUUCGCAGCAUGGCUCUACGUGUAAAAUCUGUUGUUGCAAUUCAACGGUUUGUCCGUGGAUGGUUAGCACGUCGGCAGAUGGUGACAAUUCUUUUGCGCCUUAGCUACCAGUUGGACCAGCGGAUUGCACAUGAGGCCAUUUCCUCCGACGAUGCGGGUUCCGACGGAGCGGGAAAUAACUUUGGUCUAAGUACUAUGAGACAGCGCGGUGCUUCAUUUAGUAACUCUUUACUGAUGGAAAAAAAGAACAGCGCUUCCUUUUUAUCAGGCGGGGAAUUCAAUGAUUGGUCGAAUCAUUGGCGCUCGACCCGAAUGGCCGCCGUUCCAACUUUGUCAUCGAAAUACAAACUCUACUCUAUACCAGACACCAAUCUUUUUACACAGUCUGCGACCCGCUCUGCGCGAUUGCGUCGCAUUCAGAAAAAUAUUGCAUGCCGAGUGAUUUUACGAACUUUUCGUGAACAUUUUUACCAAGUGUUGAAGCGAUGGGAAAGGGAAACACGCACUUACAUGAAUUACGUGACUGGGAAAUUGGACUUUAUGGAAGCGUUUGGCCCAAAAAGGGGCUAUCUAAAUUUUCAUGACACUGUCGCACGUCAGCUGUUAGAUAGCAAUGAGACGACGAAUGAUAACAACGUCUCACAGAGUCUGUCGCUUUUUUCGAGUGUCUUCCCGCUUCCGCCGGACCGUGUGUUGGGUGAUGUGGUUGCCGCUUGGGAAUUUCGUAUGGAAGAUGCCCGAUGUUUGGGUGAAUUUAUGACACCGCUUCAUCACGUAAAGCUCUCCGAGUUGCAGCGGAUACUGAGGGAACGCCAAGAGGCAGAAGGGCUGCAACGUCUUAUGGAGGAGGAGCUGCGCCUGCAAAAAGAGGAGGAAAUUCAGCAACGGCAACGCGUCAAGGUGGAUGCCGUUUCAAUGAUUCAACGCUGUGCGCGUGGGUACCGGAUUCGGUACUGGUUUUCUAUGCAACGUCACAAAGCCGACGAACGGAACUCGAUUCAACACCGUCGAGCUGAACUCAUCGAUGGCAGUUCCGUUGCGGUUUCCGGUUCGCAAACUUGCAAUGGCGGGGGGGAUUUUUUGUUGUCUCUUCCAGCGUUGAAUGCAACCAUCUAUUCAGAGGAGCAGCCAGUCCCACCAAAUGUGGCUAGGGUGAUUAUGGAGGGUAUUUACCGUCGCCAUCCCAUGAGUUUUGCUUUGGAUGACGAGGCACGUCGCAGGAGAUUGAAGGUGGUGACUUUAUUACAGUCAUUUUUACGGUAUCGUGACAGUGUGAACUGUCUGACAGACCGGUAUGUUGAUAUCUGCGCAACCGUAAUUCAACGAAACUGGCGAAUUGUGCUAAAACGACGAAGAGCACUGGAGAAGCAAAAAAGAAAAUGUAUGAUCAAAGUUCUCCGGGCUAUGGAAUCCUGA